Molecule: messenger RNA, 1672 nt
Organism: Physella acuta
Lineage: Eukaryota; Metazoa; Mollusca; Gastropoda; Physidae
Product: cytochrome c oxidase assembly protein COX15 homolog
Biological process (GO): heme A biosynthetic process
Cellular component (GO): mitochondrial inner membrane
Molecular function (GO): oxidoreductase activity, acting on NAD(P)H, heme protein as acceptor
Source: RefSeq, a predicted model, not a curated record
CUGGAAGCCAAAGAGUGAAUCUAACUUUGGUGUAGCAGAACUGAGUUUUUCCAAGUUACAUAAUACAUAAAAGGACUUUUUUUUUAGACUUUUGAAGCUUUCACUGCCCUUCAAGUGGAAAUGUCUCUUAUUUUAAGAAAUUUGACGCUUUUAAGAUCAGCUGAUUCACAUUUUAUAAGCAACAUCACGCAAAAAGCAACAUGCUUUAACUGCCACAGAGAAAUGAGGGGAGCGGCCAUCAAAACUAUCAGGGCAUUUCAUCAAAUACAAGUUGGUUGCGUUAGCAGAUUAAAAUUGAGUCCAAAAACAGGUCUUUUGGCUGUACUUAGAAGAUCAGCAACAGCAGUACCGCCAACUGCUGUGUCAGAGAAGUCCCAAAAAAUUGUGGGUACCUGGCUGCUAGGAUGUGCUGGAAUGUGUUUUGGUGCCGUUGUAUUGGGUGGUGUAACAAGAUUGACAGAAUCAGGGCUUUCUAUGGUUGACUGGCGACUAAUCAAAGAUAUGAAACCACCUAGAACUGAAGCUGAAUGGCAGGAAGAGUUUGAAAAAUAUAAACAGUUUCCUGAAUACAAAUAUAUGACAAAAGAGAAAGAGAUGACACUGUCAGACUUUAAGUUCAUAUUUUACAUGGAAUGGGGCCAUCGCAUGUGGGGACGCACCACAGGUGUCUUCUUUCUUUUACCUGCAUUAUACUUCCUGCGUAAGGGAUGGAUCUCUAAAGCACUGAAGCCACGCCUGGCAGCGUAUGCUGGUCUUUUGGGAUUCCAGGGUUUUCUAGGCUGGUACAUGGUCAAGAGUGGCCUUGAAGAUAAACCUAACCCAUCAGACAUCCCGCGGGUCAGCCACUACAGACUGGCUGCACACUUGGGAUCAGCCUUUGUUCUCUACACACUUUUUAUGUGGCAGGGCCUGUCCCACCUUCUCAAACCAAUCCAGCUACCAGAUGUGAGAAGUAUUGCAAAAAUCAGGGGAAUCGCCCAUGGUGUUAUGACGGCUGUAUUUGUCACAGCUAUGUCAGGAGCUUUUGUGGCUGGCCUAGAUGCAGGACUGACCUAUAAUUCUUAUCCUAAGAUGGCUGACCGCUGGAUACCAGAUGACAUGUGGGCCAUUACCCCUAAAUGGAGAAAUGUGUUUGAAAAUCCAACAUUUGUUCAGUUUAAUCACAGACAUCUUGCAGAGCUGACUGUUGUGUUCAUCACUGGCUUCUGGUACAUGGCUAGAAAAGCUCCCCUACACCCUAGGGCCCGGCUUGCAGUCAACUGUCUCCUUGGAAUGGCAUUUAUUCAGGCAACACUUGGUAUCACUACCCUGCUAACAUAUGUGCCCACACCUGUGGCCGCCACCCACCAGUCCGGGUCCCUGGUCCUGUUGAGUUUUGCUGUGUGGGUUGCACAUGAGUUGAGAAGGUUGCCUAAAUAAGGAGCAGCUCAUGGCUGGCCACACAUCUCCUGGAUCUCUCACUUGUCUGGUUGGGAGAAAUCUUGCUGUGAGUUCAGUGAACCCUGAGUAGCCUCUAGCACUAUAAAGCAAUCCGCCUGACAAUACUUGUCUUACAGACUAAAGCUAGAGCAGGAUGUUUAACCCCACAGACUAGUGCAAGAAAUGUAUUGCUAGACAGGCUGGAGAUAUGGGACAAAAAUGGUACAAGUGAAUAAAACAGAUUUCAAACAUA